CGUGGUGCCCUGGGGGGGGGGGCAACUUCCGGCGCGGGUACGGGUCGGCGCACGCGGUCUCGGUUCGGUUGACUUUGCGGAGCCAUGGAGGGUGGCUUCGGCUCGGACUUCGGGAGCUCCGGCGGCGGCAAACUGGACCCGGGGCUCAUCAUGGAGCAGGUGAAGGUGCAGAUCGCCGUGGCUAACGCGCAGGAGCUGCUGCAGAGGAUGACGGACAAGUGCUUCCGGAAGUGCAUCGGGAAGCCGGGGGGCUCCCUGGACAAUUCGGAGCAGAAGUGUAUCGCCAUGUGCAUGGACCGCUACAUGGACGCCUGGAACACCGUGUCCCGCGCCUACAACUCGCGGCUACAGCGGGAGCGAGCCAACAUGUGACCCCCCCCCCCCCCGCGCCGCGUCCGGCCCCGCGGGCUCCCGGCAGGCCCCCACCCCAACCCCCUUUUCCGUUUCCAUAAAGGCCCUUUGUGAAGCGGGGGCCCGCCUGUGCAUCCUGCCUGCCCGUGGUUCCUGAGGACGAGACCGGUGCCGCCACACUGGGGUCGUCGCUCCCUCGGGUCGUGGGGGGCCCUGGGACUUCCCAGAUUGCAGGCGGCGCGGCCCCUGCGGGGUCCAGGCUCACCGUGCACCUGGGGCGGAGAAUCCGCCCUGGGACCUGGGGGCAUAGUCAGGCCCCACCUGGCUGUGGCCACCUGAAGGUGGGGGCCAAUAAGGGAGGUGCGGAGAGCACCCGAUCGGUGUUCCCUGGAGGGGGUCUCUGCGGGAGGUGGCCCGGCGUGUUCCCGGGUCCCCUGACCGGCCUGCGCCUCUUUACCCUCUGUGCCCCUGGUUUCCAAUGACCAUGACCGGGAGCCGGUUGCUCACGCGAAAAGCAGCUUGGAGAGGAGGCUUGGCCAGACCCCCCCCCCCCCCCCCCCAGCUCCGGCGCCAAAGACGGAGGGUAGUCUUGCCCCGGGGAGGCCUUGCUGCCCCUUCCCCGCACCUCCCAUAUCUGGGCCCCGGGUGAGCAGCAGCCGAACGGUCCCUGCUGUGAUACGGAGGUGCUGAGCCAGCAGGCUAGGGACAAGGGGCUGUUUAUUGGAUCCAAAUAAGCAGCAAACGUGCACCCGGUUACCCGCAGCCCCCUAGCCCCCCGCCCGCCCACCACCUAGACUCUCCUCCUCGGGCAGAGGGGCCAGCCGGUUCCUGGCGCCGUCACCUCUGGUCCCGGGCGUGUGCAGCCACGUGCUGGCGGUCACUCCUGGAUGUUCUGCCCGAUCCAGCCUCUGACGGCAGCCACCCGAGUAUAGACCCCUGGGAAGUGGGGCCGCCCGCAGCCGUACCCCCAGCUGGUGACCCCAGUUAGCACCCACCGGCCAGAGGGCUCCCUGCAGGCCAGGGGUCCCCCGGCGUCGCCCUGAGGGAAGGAGAGGAAAGGCCUUAAGAGCAGGCCACUACCUCCCCCAUAGCAGCCCUUGGGCCCGGGUCCUUUUCCUCUAGAGCUUAUUUUCUGGGGAAGGGGUUCUAGGUUAGGAUGACCCGUUCAUGCAGACAUUCAUGGACACUCGGUAUUUCCCCCGGGCUGAAUGGGGGCCUCACGCGGCAGUCACUGCCCAGCCCACGUCCCCAUCCCGCCGGUGCCGGGCCGGGGAGGGGGGCGGGGGAUGCCGAGGCGCCGAAACCGGCUCAUAAUGGAUGCCCAAUAAACGGUGGUCGAGUGAAAAUUC
This is a messenger RNA of Felis catus (domestic cat), 1700 nucleotides long. RefSeq names its product translocase of inner mitochondrial membrane 13 (gene TIMM13). The record is from RefSeq and is a predicted model, not a curated record. The coding region runs from base 85 to 372 and encodes 95 amino acids. NCBI's taxonomy places the organism in Eukaryota, Metazoa, Chordata, Mammalia, Carnivora, Felidae. The transcript is spliced from 3 exons.